Messenger RNA from Ceratosolen solmsi marchali, 1162 nucleotides. RefSeq names its product pyrimidodiazepine synthase. Gene Ontology annotation, biological process: glutathione metabolic process. The record is from RefSeq and is a predicted model, not a curated record. The transcript has 6 exons. Gene Ontology annotation, cellular component: cytoplasm. The coding region runs from base 347 to 1066 and encodes 239 amino acids. Gene Ontology annotation, molecular function: glutathione transferase activity; glutathione dehydrogenase (ascorbate) activity. Lineage: Eukaryota; Metazoa; Arthropoda; Insecta; Hymenoptera; Agaonidae.
UUGGCAACGAAAACAGUUGAGUGUAACUAAAGUCUGUUUGCUUUUUUAUUGUGAUCUAUAUCUAUUCAAAAUUUUCUUUAUCAUUGUCUUUGCUAAUAUCCUACCAAAAGCUUUUUUAAAAAAUCGGAAAUCCAAGAGUUAAAGCAUUGAUAUUGUUUUUUUUAUCAGUUAAGUCGUAUUGGCCUGACUUAUUAUUGAUAAACAAGUAAGUAAUUGCGGAAUAAUUUUACGGCAAACUGAAAUAUACGGAAAAAGCGUAUUCACGUUUUACGUAUUUGACGUAGCAGUGAUAUUGCAGUUAUUAAUUAUCAAUAUUUUAUAUUAAAUUGCUAUUAAAGAGCAAAAGAUGAGUAUUCUUCAUUUAGGACAUGGUUCGGAGCAGCCACCAAAAGCUGAAGGCAAAAUUCGACUGUAUAGUAUGAAAUAUUGUCCAUUCGCUCACAGAGUUCGACUUGCAUUAUCAUUUAAAAAACUCUCUUUUGAUAUUGUAAAUAUUAAUUUGAAGAAUAAACCAGAAUGGUAUUUACAGAUUCAUCCAGAAGGAAAAGUUCCAGCUUUAGUCAAUUUAGAUGGAAAAGUGCUUGUAGAUUCAACUGCCAUUGUUAAUUAUCUAGAAGAAGAAUAUCCUGAGCCACCUUUGUAUAAUAAAGAAACUAUUACAAAAGAUUUAGAAUUACUUGAUCAAUAUGAUAAGAUUGUACGAAUUUUUUCUAAUUGCAUUCACAAGAAAGAUAAUAAACCAUUUCAAGAAGCAAUUAACGAAAUUAGCAACUACCUUGUAGAGUUUGAGGAAGAAUUAAAAAUCAGAAAGACUCCUUUCUUUACAGGAAAGCAGCCUGGCAUGCUUGAUAUUCUUAUGUGGCCUUUUGUUGAAAGAUCCAAAGCCCUUCCAAUACUUUGUAAAGAAUCAUUACAUUUUGAAAAAGAAAAGUUUCCAUUUAUUAUGAAAUGGAUUUUGGAGAUGAAAAAUCAAGAUUUUGUGAAGGAAAAUGCUGAAUCUUAUGAAUUAUUUGCAAAAGUAGUUGAGGCCUCCAAUGCCGGCGUAAUUGAUUAUGAUAAUGUCUAAAUUGAUAUUAUCUAGAUUUGCAAUGCUAAAAUAAUACUCUAGAAUGUGAUAUAAUUUAAUUUUAUAACUUCUUAAGAAAAUAUAACACUUAUGUUU